CUAAAGCCAUAUAUGACAACAAGUUAUUAGAGUGUUACUUCACGAGAUCAUUCUACAAACACAUUCUUGGCAAAAUGGUGCGUGUGGUUGAUAUGGAGAGUGAGGAUUAUUCAUUUUAUCAGGGGCUCAUAUACUUGCUAGAGCACAAUGUUGCAGACCUAGGGUAUGAACUCACCUUUAGCACAGAGGUUCAAGAAUUUGGAGUUACUGAGGUAAGGGAUCUCAAACAAAAUGGCCGAAACAUAGCUGUUACAGAAGAAUCCAAGAUGGAGUACAUACGUCUUGUAUGCCAAAUGAAAAUGACAGGAGCCAUUAGGCAACAGUUGAAUGCUUUCUUGGAGGGCUUCUAUGACAUCAUUGCUAAGCGUCUUAUAUCUAUUUUUAAUGAACAAGAGUUGGAGCUACUUAUAUCUGGGCUUCCAACAAUAGACAUAGAUGAUCUACGAACUAAUACUGAAUAUCACAAAUACCAACCGAACUCCUUGCAGAUUCAGUGGUUCUGGCGUGCCUUGAGGUCAUUUGAUCAAGCUGAGCGUGCCAAAUUCCUGCAGUUUGUGACUGGUACAAGUAAAGUUCCACUACAAGGUUUUGUAGCACUAGAGGGCAUGAAUGGGACACAAAAGUUCCAGAUUCAUCGUGAUGACAGAUCAACUGAUAGGUUACCUUCAGCUCAUACCUGCUUCAACCAGUUGGACCUACCAGUGUAUGAAACCUACGAUAAGCUACGUCACUAUUUAUUAAAAGCCAUUCACGAGUGUUCUGAGGGUUUUGGUUUUGCAUAGAAAUUUUAAUUUUUUCCCCACAGCUCCAGCUGUGACAGAUACUAAAGUAAAAAGAAAAAUGUAGGAAAAAAAAAAGAAAAACGGAAAGCUAAAAAUAAACUUGCUAAAGCGUGUGCACAGUGGGAGCUCUGGUUCAUAUUUACAAGUGUAGUCGUAACAAACAAAAACACACACACACACAAUAGUGAGAGGCACAUGGAGAAUUGUGAUUAAUCUUACUGAUGUAAGGGCAUGUUCAUCUUAACAUGUAAUACUUUCGCCUAAGGUUCGGUGGUUGUGGUUGGCGUGUAAAGUGUGUUUGAGCAUUGAAUUAUUUUUUUCUAUUAUGAUUAUCAUCACUGUACAUUAUUAAAUAACCAACCAAAAGAAGGUUCGUGUUUGUUCAUCGCUCCCAAACUGAUAGUAGUAGGAGCUUAAUAUGAUGAUUGUUAUAAAAUAAGUCACCAAGCUGUAAUGCUUGACAUGUUUAUAGCAUAGCAAACUGUAUAUUGUAUUCAGAUAUACAUAUAGUUGAAAAUAUUUCUUAACUUUAAUUUUGUAUUUUGUCUCUUUUGGAUGGAUUUUCAGCAUAUAUUGUGUGCGCACAGAUAUUAAUGAAAGAAAUAUUUUGAGCAGCUUCAGAUAUUUUAUAAGCAAGCAUUGAACCUUCCAGCAAAUCCUGAAAAUGUGAUAGGUAUUACCAAGUUUUCUGCCCAAUUUAUUGUGCACCUUUACUUAAACUCGCCUUUCCUAUUUUAGUCUCCCGAUACCAAUAACUCUCCUUAACCUACACUUUAAGAGUAAAUAAUUGAUUCCAUAGCCAACAGUAGGUCAUACAUGGAACUUGGAUUACUGACCUGUUGACACCCAAUGCCCAGGUUGACUUUUUUUUUUUUCCUACUUGUAUAUCUCCACUAUCUCCACCUUUGGGCUAGAGGUGAGAACUGGAGAAGUAGGCCCACGUCAUUUUACUUCGUUAAUUCAAAGGAAAACCAACAAGAACUAAAAAAUUAUGAAUUCCUCGGAGUUGUAUGGACAACAGAAACCUGAGAAUUUAUGCUUUAAAUGAUGGAUCCUUUUCUUGACACAGUUUCACAUCAGUGUGUGUGUGUGUAUGUGUGUGUGUGUGUGUGUGUGUGUGUGUGUGUGUGUGUGUGUGUAAAAUCUUGUUAUAUUCAUACAGACAUGUGCUUGUGUAUGCAUGCAUAAAUAUACAUAUUCACAUGCAUAAACAUACACAUGUAUAUGUGUACACAUACAUACAUGUACAUGCAUACACAGUGCAUGUACACUGCACAUACACAUGUACACACACAUAUAUGUACACAUAUACACACAUAUGUACACAUACACACACACACAUAUGUACACACAUAUACACACAUACAUACACACACAUGUACACACACAAUGUACACACACAAUGUACACACACAAUGUACACACACACACACACAUAUGCACAUACACACACACACAUAUGCACAUACACAUGUACACACACACACUGUUCACAAUACACACACACAACUACUAGUAGUAUCACUGUGCUGUAUAUUCUGGCCUCACUACUGCUGUACAUAUAAUUAAAAAAUACACUUGUAUAUCUAAUGUGAUAAAUUUACCUUAAGGGCUGUCUAAUAUUGCUACAAAGUGUUGAACAUUAUUGUAGAGAUAAUAGAGUGACACGUGAAGAACUUUUGCAGGUAUUGUAUUGGCAGGUUUCCAUGAAACUUGGAAUGGGCUUCUGAAAUCUUAUCACCAUGAAUUAGUUUAUAGUAAUGCCUCUUUGUUUUAUUUUUCAACUUUUUCUUAUUUUUUGGCAGCCUUGCAUUAAAAGCAUGAGGAGCAUUGUCAGUAUUAUAAAACUGAAAAACAUAGCCAGCUCUUGUCAAAUUCUGCAUAAAAGGAAACUAGUAUUGAGAGUGCAUUGAGUGUAGCAACACGUUGGGUGUUGUGCUGUGUGAAGUGUUGAAGUUUUCAGGUGUUAGUGAAGUGUUUCUGGCCACAGCAUGAAAGGAAAAUAUGUAAAGUACAUUAUAUUAAAUGUUUACAAAUAGUUAGUGAUCCUUCUGUUCGUUAAGUAUUUUUCAUUUGUGAAUGAUCAUUUAUUAUAUAUGUUCUUAUGGGUUAAUAUUUUUUUAAUUUAAAAAGAUGUGUAGACAUUGAGUUACGAGUUUUUUAUUUUGUCACAGUUAGCCCAGAUGUUACAUAGUGUAUUUUAUCACAUAUGCAACAAUCGUUCUUCUACUUUACCAUGUUGGCAUUAAAAUACACAGUAUUAA
Cherax quadricarinatus is the source of this 3046-nucleotide messenger RNA. NCBI's taxonomy places the organism in Eukaryota, Metazoa, Arthropoda, Malacostraca, Decapoda, Parastacidae. The record is from RefSeq and is a predicted model, not a curated record.